Molecule: messenger RNA, 651 nt
Organism: Anopheles cruzii
Lineage: Eukaryota; Metazoa; Arthropoda; Insecta; Diptera; Culicidae
Exons: 3
Coding region: 122-325 (67 amino acids)
Source: RefSeq, a predicted model, not a curated record
CGUAGUGCGUUUGUUAUGUAGUGUUUAUGGAUUGAGCUUUUGCUAUUGUUAUCUUUUUGACGAAACAGACGUGUGACGCCUCCCAAAACCUGUUUUUUGAGUAAAACUAGCGUUGCAAAAUAUGGCUGUCGGAGGGCGUGUUACCGGCCGUCUUGGGUACGGCAAUGGAUACUCAGACGGGCGUUCUUAUGCAGGUAUCAACGAGGAAAUUAUGUACGUUAGCAUAGGAAUGGGAAUAAUUAUCGCUAUUCUCAUUUGCAUCGCGUUGUGUUACAUUGCACGCGAAAAUUGUAAAAACAAGCGGGAAUACUAUAUUACUGCCUAAAUAUGUGAGCUAUGCAGAUGCUAGUGCCGGCCUAAUGUUAGUAGCGGUUUGUUUUAAUAUAAUAGUUUAUUUACCGUUAGUCUUGUGCUUUGCUAAUUAGCACCAGCGAAACAAAUAAGGAAACAAAAAAGUAGCAAUCACCAUGGAGACUGUGUUGGCUCCUGGUUUACAUUAAUGUUAACGUAAGAGUCUGUUUAUUCCCAACAAUAAGUAAAUAACGUGUAUCGGUUCCUUUUAUAUAUUAUACACGGCAAAGGAAUGUGUUUUGUGAAAAUCUUUUUCGAAUAGUUCAUAUAAGACAUAUACAACGGGAUGAAUUGUAAUCA